AGGAUAGUCAUUUGGUACAUCACUAACUACGGUUUUACGUUUGUUUCGAAAGAUAAAUAUUAAAAAAAAGUUAAGGUACACAAACAAAUUUAAAAGAAAUAUCUAUCAUUCAGUAUUAUUAUAAACUUGAUCGCUCUAAUGAUGAACGCAGUACAUUUUUUGAUUGGUUUAAUACUUGCCUUGUGUCUUCAUGAAUGUACAGCAAUAUGGUGCUAUCAGUGUAAUUCUGCAAUACCUGGCUGCAUGGAGCCUUUCAAUUGGAAGGGAAUUGGUUACCUUGGUAACCCAUGUCCAGAUAGUGAAGAUAUUUGUGUAAAACUUAUAGAAAGGAAAGGAGCUCAAAAAACAAUAACACGAGACUGUUUAAGCAACUUCAGAGCAUUCCGAACAGACAUCCCUGCUGAUACAUAUGAAGGCUGUCGAGCAGCAGCAAAAGAUGUUAACCUAGCAAACUAUGUUAAUAACACUAUAAAAGAACUGGAUAUUAAAAGAGAUUGGUAUGAUGAAACAACCUGGUGCUUCUGUUUCCUGGACCAUAGAUGCAAUAGUGCUACAAUGUCGAGUUCAAGCAUUUUAACAAUAUUUAUUUAUUUGCUAUACAAAGCAUUGUUCUGACCUAGCCAUGCAGAACAGCCUAUAGGCUAGACAAUAUUGUGCAGUGAUGCACAUAUGUGAACAUUGUUCACAGUGAAUCUGAUUCAAUUUAAUAUGUAACAAUGCAUAGGUUCUUAACCCAACAAUCAAGUAAUCAAUGUUUAUUGCACAUUUUUUACCAAACUUAUGCCAUAUUUUUAAUUCUUGAUUUUUAUUAAAUGUCCAUUUAUAUGACAAAUUACGAGGACUAAUCCUCCAAAUCCAAGAUCUCCAAACCUCAGAUACAAGCAAAAUGUAUUUAGUAAAUAUUUUUUACAAGAAUUUAUUUUUAUGUAAAAUAUGCUUAAAAAUAAUUAUGAAACCCUUUUAGAUAGGCAUCUAUAAAUGUGUUGUGUUAGACAUAUUCAUCCCAUUCUAAUGAUUAUAUCUCAUACAGCCUGCUCUAUUUGCUAUUAUUAUUUCUGGUUCAGUUCUAAGCAGAAAUCAAUGUUGGGCCAGUUGAUUGUAAGGACCCUAAAUCGUUAUAACAUGCCCAAUUCAUUUCAUUUUAUAUGUUAUAAAUCACAUUUAAUUUGGAGGUAUAAUAUACUUUUAAUAAACUAAUAAACAAUUUAACGUAAAUAAUUAUAAGCAAUUGACUCCGUCCAAUCUGUGUCCUUUUUGUACAAACAUUAAUAUAGAAAAUAAAUAUUGAUUUUAAAUAA
Pieris rapae (cabbage white) is the source of this 1298-nucleotide messenger RNA. RefSeq lists its product as uncharacterized. Gene Ontology annotation, biological process: sleep; positive regulation of voltage-gated potassium channel activity; regulation of synaptic transmission, cholinergic. The record is from RefSeq and is a predicted model, not a curated record. Bases 139 to 615 code for a protein of 158 amino acids. The transcript is spliced from 4 exons. NCBI's taxonomy places the organism in Eukaryota, Metazoa, Arthropoda, Insecta, Lepidoptera, Pieridae.